This is a messenger RNA of Xenopus laevis (African clawed frog), 4095 nucleotides long. It is a transcript of the gene psd3.S, whose product is annotated as PH and SEC7 domain-containing protein 3. The transcript is spliced from 16 exons. Bases 354 to 4094 code for a protein of 1246 amino acids. The record is from RefSeq and is a predicted model, not a curated record. NCBI's taxonomy places the organism in Eukaryota, Metazoa, Chordata, Amphibia, Anura, Pipidae.
UUUUUAACCUGUCCGAUCAACCAAACGACUGAUCUCCGCCAGACGAAAAAUGACGGGACUCUCCACACGCGGUCCAAUCGUAUGAAUCCACAAUCGUACGAUCGGUUCUUUGUGUCUAUGGCCAGCUUUAGUGUUUUUUUUAGUGUAUCAUGCAAAUCUAGGUUCACAAAGAUCAUUGUAUAGAUAUUUAAAUAAAUUAGGAGGAUUAUAAUUAAAGUAACACAUUUCUACAUUUGUCUAAGGUUUGAGGAUGUGCCAAAGGUGAAGCCUACUUCAGGGUCACUCUGGACUAGACUGAGUACUUUUCCAUAGUGGAAUAGACAUCUAUCUCUUGUCAAGUUCAUGGUGAGGAAAUGGCAGAACAGAAAAAGAUGAAAACCUCCUUCCUCUUUAUCCAGCUGCAGUCACCAAGCAAAUCUGCUGAGCGUUCACAAGAGGCGUGUAGCUUGCUAGCAGUGAGCAGAGAAGCAUGUGACACAACGAGGCCAGAUCAUCCUGUGAGAAAAGACACACAUCCUUAUUACAGUAACUUAGAAGGGAAACAGAGUACUCUGGACUCCUCUCCUCACACAAGCCUAUCAUGUGUCAGCAUCUGUGAAGAAAUGAACAAUGGCACAGAGAGAAGCCCAGUUACAGCUAAGGCAUAUGCUGUGCCACUCACUAAUGCCAAGGAUAACUUCCUCCUUUCUCAUGGCACAUCUUUUGGUUAUGAAAUGAUUGAACUGACAGCAUACGACACAAGUUCCGUCCCGAAUCAGAGUAACUCUGCCUUGCACAGAAAUUCCUCCCCUUCUCCAUGCCACAGUUAUGUUUCCAAAUGGGAUAUGAUGGAUCAUCACCAGAACAGUAUUAAUGGAGAAAUUGUAUGGUGGAAGGCAGAGGUAUGUAAACCCACCCUUAUAAACACACCAAGCAUUUUGAGGACUUCUGAAUGUAAAAGCUUUCAAGAUGCUGUGGCAGAGAAGUCACCCAAAUUAGCAGGAUUUACUGAGCCAGCAAAGGAAGAGAUUCUAACAGCAAACUACACUGUGCAAGUAACUGCAGCUAGUCCUGUUAAACUGGAAAAGGUGGAAAGAUAUGUUUGGGUUAGCAGCACAUCAGCACACUGUCAAAAUGUUGCCAAAGCAAAGUAUGAAUUCUUAUUCGGUCAAGCUAUCAACACAGCUGAUGAGAAUGUGCCAGAGAUUGAUGAUCCUGGAAAUACUAGAUUACUCCCUCAAACCACAAGUGUCACAAAUGAGUUCCCUGAAUAUGGGACAACAGAGCACAGAGAGCCUGAGACAUUUGGAACUGCAUUUAGGUAUGUAGAAGAAUCAGGAGAAUGUUUAAAUAACAUGAAGGAACCUGAGCAGUUGUCCCCUUGUGGCCCAGUUGUGCAGAAUGACUGUUUAACAGAAGAGCACAGACUAUGUCCAGAAGAAAAACUCAAGGAUGUAGCUAAAACAGAAUUUGCAGACUCUAACUGUGUUUUAGAUCUUAACCCCUCAUGUGGAGAGAUCAAUGCACACAUUAUUCCAGAUGGUCAUUCCAUUUUAAACUGUACCUCUGUGCAGGUGGGAAAUAGACUGGACAAUGCCACAUCUAAGCAGUUGGACCAAGCUGAAGAAUCGGUAUCACUAUCAUCAGUUCCUGUCAUCUCGUCAGAAAGGAAAUCUUAUUUGUUUGUUGAGAGGGAAUUGGCUGCAAUCUCAGAAGAAGAGACUCUGUCAGAAUCCUCACUUUCACAAAUUACAGAGAUAACAGACUUCCCCAAUGUGCAUACAAAUAAUACAGUUCCAGUUACAUCCAUAUUAAAGAACAAUAUGCAUAUGGAGGAAGAAGUAAAUGGAAUCCUUGUUGCAAGAAAGGCUGAGGAAGAGGAAGAUUUAAUGCCCUAUCUAACUGAAUCUCCAGACAAGCUGCUGUCUAAAGAAAAUGCUGCUUUUGUUAAUAUGGAAUCUUCAAAGGUACAGAAAAAUAUGGAUAUAUCAGUAGAUGAGACGCAACUUGAUACCCAAAUACUGGUAUCUUCAGGAAAAAGGAAUUGCAUUCCAUCCUCAGUAAGGACUAGGGGGGUACAGGGAAGUGCUUUGACGUCUUUUGUUCAUGGACAAUUGAGUAGUUCUGAGUCAAGCCUGAAUGAAGGUGUGGACAAUGAAGUCUUUCUAAAGGAAUCUGACCAUGGCAAUGAGAACCCAGUGCCAGUUCAUCUUUUGCAGAGUCCUAGGAUUAUGACUGAAGAUAAGCAUGAGGAUGUGCUUAAAUCAAAAAGAUGUUCAGAAGAUUCUACUGACUUGUACAGCUCCCAGUUUGAGAACAUAUUGGAUAAUACAUCCUUGUAUUAUAGUGUGGAGUCCCUUGACACACUUUAUUAUGAACCUGAUAGUUUCUUUAGUUUUGAAAUGCCACUUACUCCAAUGAUCCAGCAGCGAAUCAAGGUAUAUAUCAAUUUCUUAGACCGGAAAAACUCAGAAAGUCAUCAGGAAUACCUCAAGGUGGACUCUAGCUGUGGAAUAUCAAUGGGGUACUGCAAUGAUGUAGUUAAUGGGCUGGAUGAUGAAACAAAAUUCAGAAAAACUUCACAUGAUGUGGAAUUCUCAGGAAGUGAUGUGGGAUCAUGCAGCAAAGCUUUAGAAGCCUCUUGUGACAUGGGCAGCACUGAGAUCCUUGAAAAAGGAAGCACUGAAAACCUCAGCAAUGGGACCAAUAGUAACAAACAAGCUGCUAAACGUCUAGCUAAUCGCCUCUACCACUUGGAUGGAUUUAAACGCUCUGAUGUAUCAAAGCACUUAGGAAAAAACAAUGAUUUCAGCAAAAUUGUGGCAGAAGAGUAUCUUAAAUUUUUCGAUUUCACAGGACUGACUUUGGAUCAAUCACUCAGGAUUUUCUUUAAAGCCUUUUCACUCAUUGGUGAAACUCAGGAAAGGGAGAGGGUAUUGGUCCAUUUCUCCAACAGAUACUUUAUGUCUAAUCCAAACAGCAUGUCUUCUCCAGAUGAAGUGCAUUGUCUCACCUGUGCAAUAAUGCUUCUCAACACAGACUUGCAUGGACAUAACAUUGGAAAGAAAAUGAGCUGUCAAGAAUUCAUUGCAAACCUCCAAGGAGUAAAUGAAGGAAGAGAUUUCCCUCAAGUACUGCUCAAGGCUUUAUAUAACUCAAUCAAAAAUGAGAAGAUCGAGUGGGCUGCGGAUGAUGUUGAUGCAAUGAAGAAAUCCCCCUCUGACAGCGCUGAUGAAAAGCCCAAUGGUACACAGUCAAAGAGCGUUAAUCGAAUUGGCAGCAGCAAUCCAUUCCUGGAAAUUCCUCAUGAUCCAAAUGCUGCAGUAUACAAGACUGGUUUUCUCGCUCGAAAAAUACACGCAGACAUGGAUGGAAAGAAGACUCCAAGAGGAAAACGAGGCUGGAAAACAUUUUAUGCUAUACUUAAAGGAACAGUUCUGUAUUUGCAAAAGGAUGAAUAUAAACCCGAGAAGGCACUGUCAGAAGACGAUUUAAAAAAUGCUGUGAGUGUUCAUCAUGCUCUAGCACUGAAGGCAACAGACUAUGAGAAAAGACCUAAUGUCCUGAAACUCAAAACAGCAGACUGGAGAGUUUUUCUAUUUCAAGCUCAGAGCACAGAGGAAAUGGAAUUAUGGAUAAGCAAAAUCAACUGUGUGGCUGCAGUGUUUUCAGCUCCUCCCUUUCCAGCUGCUAUAGGAUCACAGAAGAAAUUCAGCCGACCUUUACUACCAGCCACUACUACCAAACUGACCAAGGAUGAACAACUAAGAUCACAUGAAACAAAGUUAAAGCAUAUUUCCACUGAGCUGGCUGAGCAUCGCUCAUAUCCACCUGAUAAGAAAGUGAAAGCCAAAGAAAUAGAUGAGUAUAAACUCAAGGACCACUAUCUGGAGUUUGAGAAAAUGAGAUAUGAAGUUUAUGUAAAAAUACUGAAAGAAGGAGGCAAGGAAAUGCUGACAACAAAUGAUAAUGACAACUCAGGGCUAAAAAAAUCCCAUUCCAGUCCUUCGCUGACCCAAGAUUCAUCACCAUCUAGUGCCAAGGUCAAGCGAAACAUUUCAGAGAGGAAGGACUACCGGCCAGAGACACCAAGCAUUAAGCAGAAGGUUACAUAAA